AUGUGUAAAGUAUUUAUUUUGAGAAAAAUUAGCGACAAGUUACGGAUAAAAAUAAUUUUCUAACGAUAGAGAAGCGGACAAAAAUAAAAGUCUGUUUAGUGAAAUUUUGCUUUGGUGACAGCCGUGACAGUAACAAUGACAUGUUACUAAUAAUUUCAAAGCGAUCCUGUUGGUAACAGUAAUAGUAGCAGAAGGCUUUCAAUAUUGACGCACAUUGACGCUUAUCGAGAAUCUCGUAAUCGUCGAAGACUGAAAAACUCUGCUGUCAAAUUCAAAGUGAUUUUUUCGGGGGAAACAUCUCACUGCAAUUACUCGUGAAACAAUGUCAGAUACGAUAAUAGACGAAAGAGUAACUGACGAAAUUGAAGCUUUACGGGCGAUUCUACUCGACGACGAGUUGAAUAUCAAAGAAAAUGACAGAGGUGAGCCAGAAUGUAUUGAAACAGUGUUAUUUCCUUCGACUGGUGAAGACUCUCAAUCGCAAUAUGUUUGUGUAACACUAAUUGUUCAAUUACCCACGGGAUAUCCUGACACAUCACCUACUAUUAAUCUUAGAAAUCCCAGAGGAUUGGACGAAGAAACAGUGAGGCUGAUGCAAUCGGAUGCAGAAGCAAAGUGUAAAGAUUUUAUAGGGCAACCAGUCAUGUUUGAACUCAUUGAGUUAAUAAGGGAACAUCUUACAAGGAGCAAUCUUCCUACGGAUCAGUGUGCCAUAUGUCUCUAUGGUUUUCGAGAAGGGGAUGAAUUCACAAAAACGGAAUGCUACCAUUAUUUUCAUUCGCACUGUUUGGCAGCACACGUUGCAGCUACGGAACGAUAUUAUAGAGAAGAACAAGAAAAACUGCCACAGUGGCAACAAGAUUCUACUAAUAAGUUCCAGGCCAUAUGUCCCGUAUGUCGAGAAUCGAUCAAUUGUGACGUCGAUAAUCUAUGGACUGCACCACCUCCAAUCGACGUUGAAGCCGCAACAGAUUUUUCAGUUACUGCAGAAUUGAAAGAACUGCAGAAACAAAUGGCAGCAUUGUUUCUAAGGCAACAACAGAGGGGUGGAAUAAUUGAUUUAGAAGCUGAAGGUGUAAAAACGCUGGUAAGAACAGAAGAUGAGUCUGGUGCUACUACAGAAGGACUCAAUCCACCAGGGACUAGUUUGAAUGCAUACUCGAAUCAAACUGUGCAACCUGUUCACUCGAUGCAAUUGCCGCAGACAAAGCAGCCCUCGCACCAAACGCAAAAUCAUUCUCAUUAUCAAUCGCGUCAAUUACAUAAUAAUUAUCAUGGGCAUAAUAAUCACGGACAUCGAAAUAGAGGUCGUGGACGAGCUCAUUACCGUCGCCAACUUGACAAAGUUAGACAAACGGAAUCUACUCCCAGAUGACAAUGGGUUCGAGAUAAACUGUUUACUGUCUGGUCUAUAAUUUCGCUAAGUGUACACAAUAUGAUUAACAUGAGUAGUAUAAUUAUUAAUGUAUUAUAUAAUAACUGUUCAAUUUCGAAUCACUUUCACGUGAUAAAGUUAUAGGUAUUGUCGUUCGGCAACAUUCCCGUUGUAACGAUGUACGAGGCGUGUUGAAACUUCCGAGGUCUAUCUGUGUAGACUGAAGCCAUGGUGCUCUUUUUAAACGAUCGCAAUCGUACAAAGUUCAUUGGUUUCUUUUUUUUUAUAUAGGUGUGUAUACAGAGCUAUAACUACUAUAGCGAAUUAUAAACAAAAAGAAAAGAGAAGGAAAUACGCAAUCAAAUGUUACACUAAAACUAUUUUAUACCAGUGGUUUAGAAUGUAAUAAUGUAGGAGCAUACAAAAAAAUAAUACGUAUCAUUUUUAUUAUGUAGUUUUUACAAUCAUAUUUGAGUGCGCUUCUCGAUUUAUAAUACUCAUCUUCGCGUUAUCACGUAUACCAAUAAUAUUAUAGGUCGUGACAUAUAACAGAGCAGACAUGGAUCAGUGUUUAAACAGAUAAUAACUUAACCCUUUUAAAAGGAACGAAAAUUUAACGCGUACAUUCGCAGGCAAUGUAAAUCUUUAGAAAAAAAAUAUGUAAUGCUAUUAUAUCUCAAGUUUAACAUACGAAAUAUACCUUUCAAGAGUUGGGAAUUUUGGUUUAAUGCAUGAAUCAACCACUACUUCUCGAAAAAUGUUUUUUCUUCGUUUUUGUAUUGGCAUAUUUGGUCGAGAACGAAAUUUAUUGUAAAUAUUUCUUUAUUGUAUGAAAACAAGGGUACUAUUAAUUUAAAAAAAAAAAAACAUUUUUACAAUUGUGUUACUUCUGGAAGGAUACAAAAAUAUAAUAAGACCAAAAUUAAAAAGUAACGAAAAUUAAUCAUUCCAGUAUGAAUAAAUGAAAUCAUUGGUUUUAUUUAUUUCUUAUAAAAGCAACUGUAUUAUGUUAUAAUUUAGAUAUUAUUAAGACUGUUGUAAUCUAAAAAAAAUAACUAAAAUAGCAAGCACUUUUACAACACAUAGAAAAGUUUCAAUGUUUGCAAAGUCGUUUAAGUUAAUAGGCUAAUGACUCUCUACUAUUUUAAACGAAGAAGAAAUGAAAUAGUUAACGACUAUGUGAUUUUACGUAUAUUUUGCAAAUAGUAGUUUUUAAGUUAAGGAUUCUGUUUCAUUUGACAGUAUAUAUUAAUAUUAAAUACCUUUAUUUCGAAAAUACAGGAUUUCGUUAAUUCGUGCAAUUUAUUUACAGCUUCUAAUGAAACAUAGGACUAUCCUAAUAAAAUUUAUUGAUGUGAGAAAUAUUAUUAUUAAAUUUAUAAUUAUAGUACUGUGAUGUAAAUAUUCAUUGCAUAUUUAUUUAUUUUUUGUAUACAUUAAAGUAAAAUUAUUCAUUUUUAUUGAAAUAUUUUUCUUUGCUAAAUUUUUUUUUUCUUCAAUGUAUGUAUACAUGGUGGGCCUUUUAGAAAUAGAAACACAGAAUCUAUCUCCAUUCCUUAUACAUGUUAUACAACAGUUCGAAGGUCACGUAUAUUAUUUUUAAAGGCACCUUAAAAAGAAAGUUUUAUUAUUUUCAUUAUAUCCAUUUUAAUUUUAAUUUUUUCCAAGGAUCUUUUAUUUAACUGAAUAUACCUAUCAAAAGAGGGUAACUUUAUUGUUUCUUUCUUAUUUUACAUCAUAUUCGUCUGUGAUACUUUGAAACGGAAAACUAUAAUUCAGUUUUUUACUGUACUAAUUUUAUAAAUAUGUAUAUACAUAAAUAAUUUUUAUCCUAAAAGUUGAAAGACAAAACGAUCAUUGUAUAUUUAAGACUGCAGAAAUUUUACAGUAUCGAUUUUCCUUUCUUAUAGGAAUUCUUUUACAAAAAUGUUUUAUAAAUGCAGCAGUAAAAACUAAGUUUUCCAUAGAUAAAAUUGUAAUGUAAUUCGAAAUAGAGUUACUUAUAACAACCUCUACUGUGUUCUUGAUAUUACGUAUGCGUAAAAUGUAAUAAACAGGUUAAUUUAGCAAUUUAUUAACUCAACUCCAAACUUUUGUUACUAAUUAUAAUUUGUAAUAUAUUUAUUCUAUUACUUUAUAAUUCUUAUAAUUUUUUACCAUCAGAAUGCUUAGUUUAGUUUUAAAAUGCAAUUGUUUGAACAUUUGUUUUAACAUAAUAUUAUUAUUGUGCAUCGAUUAAUAAAUAAAUAUAUUACUUUCGUGUCGUAUUGAU
Messenger RNA from Hylaeus volcanicus, 3647 nucleotides. RefSeq names its product E3 ubiquitin-protein ligase RNF25. Gene Ontology annotation, biological process: protein ubiquitination. The transcript has 6 exons. The record is from RefSeq and is a predicted model, not a curated record. Gene Ontology annotation, molecular function: ubiquitin protein ligase activity; protein binding. Lineage: Eukaryota; Metazoa; Arthropoda; Insecta; Hymenoptera; Colletidae. Bases 323 to 1375 code for a protein of 350 amino acids. Gene Ontology annotation, cellular component: nucleus.